AUGCCUGUCGACUCAAAGCGCUUUCGGUAUUUGCACUUGUCAGGCGGUAUGGUGGAACGCGAUCAGGAGAAGUCAUUAUGGAUGAAAGGCUCGAUGCGCAAGAUCAAGGGCCGAGGAGAAGUUCAAAUGCUUGAAUUCGCCAAGAUGAAUGAAAGCUGGAGAACGGUCAUAGCUCGGCCAGGCAUGGUUGUACAAAGAGGUAGUAUUGUUGGUGAGGCUUCCAUGAUGAUGGCUGGCUCUUCUGGCUCCUUCAUCCGAUUUGAUGAGCUUGCGCUUGCACUCGUGGAUGCGGUCGUACAUGGCAGUGAGGAGCUGUUGCUACCUUCUAUGCUCGUACAACGGGGCCAACAAUUGGCAAGGGAGGCCACCGAGUGA
Alternaria viburni is the source of this 375-nucleotide messenger RNA. RefSeq lists its product as uncharacterized. NCBI's taxonomy places the organism in Eukaryota, Fungi, Ascomycota, Dothideomycetes, Pleosporales, Pleosporaceae. The transcript is spliced from 2 exons. The record is from RefSeq and is a predicted model, not a curated record. The coding region runs from base 1 to 375 and encodes 124 amino acids.